AUGUCGAGCAAUGAAUUUCCCCACAAUCUCAGAUCGAUCACCGAGUUUCAGGGAAUAAUCGGCUUUCGUGCCGCAACUGGAGACGCUCGCACGAUUACCAGCCACAUCACUUCCGCUCGCGAACUCCGAAUCGGGGGGAAAAGCAAUUCCUGCCCUAAAAUAAGUUCUAGCUUGCGUAGUACAAGCCUUGUCGGAGAUUCUGUGGAAAGUAGAAAUUCUACCGAAGGCAAUUGUAUUCAAUCCGUGGACGCAUUGACCUGGCUUCUUCGGUUCUCGAAGCUCUUUGUCGUGCUCGAAUUAUUCCGCCAGUCCUGCACUCAGCCAGACUACACCCUGAGGACCUGCAGAACCAUUGCGCAACUCCUUGCCGCACUCUAA
Aspergillus oryzae RIB40 is the source of this 378-nucleotide messenger RNA. RefSeq lists its product as uncharacterized. The record is from RefSeq and is a predicted model, not a curated record. Lineage: Eukaryota; Fungi; Ascomycota; Eurotiomycetes; Eurotiales; Aspergillaceae. The coding region runs from base 1 to 378 and encodes 125 amino acids. The transcript is spliced from 4 exons.